Messenger RNA from Aureobasidium vineae, 1116 nucleotides. NCBI's taxonomy places the organism in Eukaryota, Fungi, Ascomycota, Dothideomycetes, Dothideales, Saccotheciaceae. The record is from the annotation of a GenBank genome assembly.
AUGGGCGUCGCACUGCUCAGUCUACCAAACGAGGUUCUGAUCGGAAUCAUAGAGCACGCAGACAGUGCUUGCAAGAGAACAUUUCUCGAUCUACGACUUGUCAGCAAGACUCUGGAGCAACUUUGUCAUGAACGAUUUCUUCGCUACCUGGAACUGCUCCGGGUAGAUCCAUCGCAGCAUCAUAACCUUACGCGGUUGAUGGAGAUCUUGUCAAGUCCCACACAUGCCUGUGCAGUCAGAGGCGUGGCAUUUGACUUUGUACGGGAUUGGCGUAAUGUAUGGGCCGUAACGCCGCUUGUUCAGCAGCUCUUCGACAAACUAAGCACCCUCGAUGUCAAGCUCGAGCUAAAAUUCAGUCCUUAUGGCAGCAACGAAUGGAUCUCAGAGCCGUGCAUUGUCCAUUACAUUGCUGGAAUUGUGAAACAGGUCUUGACAUCCCACAUGUCGGUUAGUCGGCUCAUUGUAAGAGCGAAGGAUUGGGACCCAGAUCUCCAACUCGACAAAAUGCUGUGCAGACUUGAGAAGCUGCUGAUUAAUCAAGAGAAGGAGGCACAAGCAGCUUCGGUGGAAUCUUUGGCUGUGGAAUUCACACAUGGCGGAGUUGUCUAUGAUCGACAACGUCGUUGUCUACACUUCACGCAAGUGACGGCCCAUGAUCUACAAGCGAUUGGUCAAUGGAUUCAGGAAAAACAUCCCACCGAGCUCGCUUUGGCAGGCUGCCAAUUCUUCGUCGAACAGCUGGACGGUAUCUUUUUACCUAAUACGCCGCCGUUUAGUCUGCUGACCCGUAUCACAAUCAACAAUGCCCGGUUGAUGCAUCUGACUUCCUUCUUUGGGGCAAGCCAAACAGCCACACCACUUCACAAACUGUUAUCACACAUUCUGCGGCACUCGGAUGAUCUUGAAUACCUACAUCUAGAGAACAUUCGAGUUGAGACGCCACAUCCACGAACACUCAACUUCGUGGGUGAGAACAAGGUUCACAUGACAUCAGAGGAAAACAUUCGCGAGACACUUACGCAUCUGAUAUCGCAGCUAGCAGACGAAGAUCAUUUCGAGAUUGAAAGUCAGGAAGCUGAAGAGGACGAGGAAGACGAUGAAGAUGAGGGCACGUGA